This is a messenger RNA of Budorcas taxicolor (takin), 3613 nucleotides long. RefSeq names its product G protein-coupled receptor associated sorting protein 2 (gene GPRASP2). Lineage: Eukaryota; Metazoa; Chordata; Mammalia; Artiodactyla; Bovidae. The record is from RefSeq and is a predicted model, not a curated record. The transcript has 5 exons. The coding region runs from base 745 to 3282 and encodes 845 amino acids.
UGUAACGUGGGUGGGUGUGUGUCUCUUCAUGCUGCACUAGCCUGAAAACGAAUUCCUCAGGUGCCCAGGAUUACGGUAAUUGUUGGCAGAGGACACAAUCCCUCAGCCACUCGCGAGCGUCAGCCGGGGCCUGAUUUUCGUCCAGGAGCUCAAGAGGCCGGAAGUCAUCCUGAGGGAGGCGUAUGUGGAGAGAAGCAGCGGCCGCUGUUGGAGGAGACUGUCUUUAAGACUGGUUACUUCUGCAAGGAAGGAAAGAAGGAAGAGACUGAAAUCUCUGAAGAUUUGCAUGCUGCUGCAGAAUCCCUUGACCAUUUCCUGUCCUGCAGGAGUGUUAGGAUUGUUGGGACAGCCUGCUGUUUGCAUAAGGCCUAAUACCACUGAAACAAAACAAGGAGAGGAAGAUUGUGCCACAUUAGUGCAGAUUGACUUCCAGUGGCAGCUCUGGUGGUGUUGGAAUUGCUGCUGACCAUCACCAUCGACAGGUCUGCACCCUGCCCUGGGGAACCAUCCAUCCUCUCCCAGCUUGGUUGGUCUUCUGCACCCUGUGAUAUUGGCUGGGACUGGUAUUGGAAAGGAGGCUGAUUGAGUUCUGGACUGGUGUUGACUCUUAACUUUUGUUUCUACCUCUAUUGUCUGAAUCAUCUAGAGAUUACACAGUGUGAGGAUUCAGAACUGUGACAGAUCUGUGGUAGAGACUGAGACUUGGAUUGAGGUAUUUAACCAGGUCUUUUCUGUAACUGUACUAUGACUGGGGCUGAAGUUGAGCCUGUUGCCCAGGCCAAGCCUGAAAAGAAGCCUGGAGAAGAGGUUGUAGGUGGGGCUGAGAGAGAGAAUGAAGUUCCAAUGGUGGUCAGACCAAAGGUUAGGAACCAGGCAACAUCUGGGGCAAGGUCCAAAACUGAGUCCAAGGCAAUGGCUGGGGCAAGGCCUAAAACUGAGUCACAGACAGUGGCUGGAGCAAGGCCCAGAACGGAGUUGCAGCCAAUGGCUGGGGCAAGGCCUAAAACUGAAUUCCAGGCAAUGGCAGGAGCAAGGCCCAAAACUGAGGCCAGGGCAGUAGGCAAGGCACGUCCUAAGACUGAAGCCAGGGCAAUCCCUGGAGCAAGACCCAAAGAUGAAGCCCAAGUUUGGGCUCAGACUGAAUUUGGGGCUGAGGCAAUGUUGCAAGCAGAGGGCAUGCCCCAAACCAGUGUAGUAGCCUGGCCAUUGGUCAGUACCGAGUCUGGGUCAGUCACUAAACCUAUGGCCCUAUCCGUGGAUAGGGAACUGGUCAAUGUGGACAGUGAGACCUUUCCUAGCUCCCAGGUUCAGACAGGAAUCCAACCCUGGUUUGGGUCUGGGGAGGAAACUAGUAUGGGGUCUUGGUGCUAUCCCAGGGCUAAGGCCAGAGAGGAGGCUUCUAGUGAGUCUGGAUUCUGGUCAGCAGAUGAGACCUCUACAAUGUCGUCUUUUUGGGCUGGAGAAGAGGCCAGUAUCAGAUCAUGGCCUAGGGAAGAGGCCAAUACCAGGUCUAGGCACAGGGCCAAACAUCAGCCUAAUCCCAGAUCCAGGCCCAGAUCCAAGCAAGAUCCCUUUAUUGAUUCCUGGUCUGGGUCUGAGGAGGAGUCUGGCAACCCAUUCUGCUUGUGGGCUGGAGAAAAUACCAAUAACUUGUUCAGGUCCAGAAUCAGGGAUGAGGCAAAUAUGAGGUCCAAGCUCCGGGCAAAAAGAGAGGACUUCUUUGAAUCUGAGUCUGAAGAUGAGUACUAUAAGGAAUCUUGGUUUUUGCCUGAAGAAGAGGCCAAUAGUAGAUUCAGACCCAGAGACAAGGAAGAGCCUAAUACUGUCUUGAAGCCCAGGACCCAGAAAGUUGUUAAUAACAGUGACAGGGUCAAACAAGAACCCAGGUUUGAGGAGGAGGUCAUUAUUGGGUCCUGGUUCUGGGCAGAAAAAGAGGCCAGUAUGGAGGCUGGAGCUUCAGCCAUCUGUGAAUCUGAGGCAGGGGCUGAGGAGGGAGCCAUUGGUGGAUCGUUGUUCUGGACUGAGGAGAAUUCUAGUUUGGGAGCUGUGGCCAGAGAAGAGACCAGACCAGAGUCUGAAGAAGAGGCCAUAUUUGGGUCCUGGUUCUGGGACAGGGAUGAGGCCUGCUUUGACUUAAAUCCUCGUCCUGUGUACAAGGCUAGUCCCAGGUUCAGAGAUGCAGCUGAGGAAGAAGUUAACGUAUCUUCCAGGCCCAAAACCUGGGAAGAGGUCACUGUCGAAUUCAAACCUGGUCCUUGUCAUGGGGUUGGCUUCCCAUCCCCAAGCCCAUUUAGAAUUCCUGAAGAAGCAACAACAUCUGUAUACACUGAACUAUUUGAGGGAAAGCCCAAGAAUGUGGAAGUUACCCCAGAAGGGGAAGAGCAGGAAUCUUUGCUUCAGUCUGAUCAACCUGACUCUGAGUUCCCAUUUCAAUAUGAUCCAUCCUACCGGUCAGUCAGGGAAAUUCGGGAGCAUCUUAGGGCCAAGGAGAGUGCACAGCCUGAGAGUUGGUCCUGCAGCUGCAUACAGUGUGAGCUUAAAAUUGGUCCUGCAGAGUUUGAAGAACUCCUCCUAUUAAUGGACAAAAUACGAGAUCCUUUUAUUCAUGAAAUAUCUAAGAUUGCAAUGGGUAUGAGAACUGCUUCUCAAUUUACUCGUGAUUUCAUUCGUGAUUCAGGUGUUGUCUCACUUAUUGAAACCUUACUCAAUUAUCCCUCCUCCCGAGUUAGGACAAGUUUUCUGGAAAAUAUGAUUCACAUGGCUCCACCUUACCCAAAUCUGAACAUGAUUGAGACAUUUGUGUGUCAAGUGUGUGAGGAAACCCUUGCUCAUAGCGUGGGUUCCCCUGAGCAGGUGCUUGGGUUAAGGAUGCUUAGACACCUCACCUCAACUACUGACUAUCACACACUGGUUUCCAAUUAUAUGUCUGGAUUUCUUUCCUUAUUAACCACAGGCAAUGCAAGAACAAAGUUUCACGUUCUGAAAAUGCUAUUGAAUUUGUCUGAAAAUCCCAUGGUGGCAAAAAAACUGUUUAGUGCCAAGGCUCUAUCAAUAUUUGUGGGUCUCUUUAACAUAGAAGAGACAAAUGAUAACAUUCAAAUUGUUAUUAAAAUGUUUCAGAAUAUCAGUAAUAUUAUAAAAAAUGGAACAAUGGCCUUAAUUGAUGAUGAUUUCAGUCUUGAGCCGCUUAUUUCUGCGUUCCAUGAAUUUGAGAAGUUAGCUGAGGAACUGCAAGUCCAAAUAAACAAUCAAAGUGAUCCUGAGGUGGGACAGCAAAGCUAAUAUGAUUAUCCACCUGCCUCUGAUCAGCCUUAUGUUCCCAAAGAACCCUGAGUAGUGCUUUGGUUUUCAGUCUGGUUUUUUAUUGUAACUUAUACUUUAAUGCUGAUGUUAACGUUGUCCAAUUCUUUGUUUGAGCUGGAUCAUUUUGUGGAUGCCAAAUGAUUAUUAGUGCUGAAAAAAUUUGUUGAUAUUUGUCUUGCUGUCCAGAUUGCUGUAUUUUUCAGUAUUGAGCUUCUAGUGAACUGAGCCGCCUGUGUAAGUUACCGUGCUAUUCAUUGUUUAAACAUAUUGUUCUCUAUUUGAGUCAGUGUUUUAAAUAAAGUUCUGUGUG